Molecule: messenger RNA, 1193 nt
Organism: Mytilus trossulus (common blue mussel)
Lineage: Eukaryota; Metazoa; Mollusca; Bivalvia; Mytilida; Mytilidae
Product: neuroglobin-like
Exons: 4
Coding region: 429-1070 (213 amino acids)
Biological process (GO): response to hypoxia; oxygen transport
Molecular function (GO): oxygen binding; oxygen carrier activity; heme binding
Source: RefSeq, a predicted model, not a curated record
UAACUAAUCUUUCAAAACAAAAUUAUUAUAAUUUUUAAUGUUUAGUAACACCAGGUUUCACAAACUUUCUGAUUUUUUACCUGCUAGUGAAACAAUUACAAGAACAAUACACAAAAGCUCUUUUCCCUUCUCAAACAUCUAUUUAACCUACAAAACGUGAUCUGUGAUCAGUUAGAUGUGUCAGUUUGAUAUGAUUUAUACCAGGUGAACUAAAAAAAAGCUAAGAUAGAAUUCAUAUCAAUCUUAAAUUAUUAACCUUUGUCGUGUCGAAGAAAUAUAAUUUCCUGGAAGAGAGAGAUAAGAAUUCUUUCAAGUCUGAAAAGAUAAUUACAAAAUAUUAAUUUCAUGUAAUCUUCUUUCCAUAAUUCAAGGUGUUUACUUUAUAAAAUAAACAUCACGUUUCACUAUAUUUUUUUCAUUUGUACGAAAUGGGCUGCUCAAUCGCAGCUGUUAAACACAAAACUCAACCAAUAUGUGCAGGACGUCAACACAGAAGUCUUAAUUCCAGACCAUCUAUAACUUUCACAGACGCAAUUAGCAGGCUAGAUCUAAAUGAACGACAAAUAUUUCAACUUCAGCAGUCAUGGAAAGCAAUCUCUCGGAAAAUGGAAUAUACAGGAAUUAACAUGUUUAUUAGAAUAUUUGAAACACAUGCUGACCUCAAGAAAUUUUUCUUUAUGGUUGAAAAUUGCACUACUAUUUCUGAGAUGAGAGAAUCAAAGGGUCUUGCCAAACACGUGUUAAUGGUAAUGAAUACUCUAGAUGAUACCAUUUACAAUCUAAACGACAUGCAGUAUGUUAUAGACUUACUUUACGACAUCGGGAAACAACAUCGAACGUUUUCGGAUUUUAGACGGGAAUUCUUUUUGAGAAAAGCCCUUCCUAGAAAAGAAAAGUGGCUCGAGUCAGUGACGGAACCGUUCCUAUUGGCAGUAAAAGAGACACUUGGUGAUAGGUAUACAAGAAAUAUGGCAACAGCUUACCGAAGGCUCAUACAAUUUGUUAUUGCAAAUAUAUUCCAAGGAUUCGGUGAUAUGUCGACUGAAAAAAAGAAAAUCCCAGACGGAUAAGCAGGAAUAUCUAUGAAAAUAUUUCUCAAGCGAAACAGAAUUAACUACUUUAAGUGCUGUGAGAAUUUUUUGGUGCUCAAAGAACGUCCACCAAGAGCGAUGCACCUUGUCUUUAUAGGGAAU